Sporisorium graminicola is the source of this 540-nucleotide messenger RNA. RefSeq lists its product as uncharacterized. The coding region runs from base 1 to 540 and encodes 179 amino acids. The record is from RefSeq and is a predicted model, not a curated record. NCBI's taxonomy places the organism in Eukaryota, Fungi, Basidiomycota, Ustilaginomycetes, Ustilaginales, Ustilaginaceae. The transcript has a single exon.
AUGUACAACGCCAACGACCACCACCAUGUGGUGCAUAUUGGAGGCGCCGAGUUUGUGCCGCCGAUGAUGACGCACUUUGCGCACGUCCCCAACCUCACCCACUCGCUCUCGCCCUCGUCCGAGUCUUCGUCUUCGUCAUCAUCACAGCACACGUCGUCGCCCACACAAUCGCGCUUCUCGUCGUCUUCCUCCGGCUCGGGCGCAUCGGCAGCCGACUCUCUCGAAGAGUGGGACGCCGUCCAGGCACACCUCGCAUAUGCACGACGCAUGGCGGACCACACAGCCUCGAUGUGGCAGCGCGAACGCCUCGCCAUCGAGAAGGCCAAGCUCGACGGCACAUAUACGGGCAACAUGACGUCCAGGCAGAACGGCAACGCAAGGCCGACCGAGACCAAGGCGACGCCAUCAGCGUCCGCGGGGAGCAGCGCAGGGAGCGAGAAGAAGGGGAGAAAACUCGGCGGCCUGCUGGCCUCGCUGUUUUCGCCAACGGAAUCGGAACCCGCGUCGAGGGGUCGCUCUCGUCGUCGUUCACACGCUUGA